Messenger RNA from Taeniopygia guttata (zebra finch), 3942 nucleotides. It is a transcript of the gene CCDC13, whose product is annotated as coiled-coil domain containing 13. Gene Ontology annotation, cellular component: centriolar satellite. The record is from RefSeq and is a predicted model, not a curated record. NCBI's taxonomy places the organism in Eukaryota, Metazoa, Chordata, Aves, Passeriformes, Estrildidae. Gene Ontology annotation, biological process: cytoplasmic microtubule organization; non-motile cilium assembly.
GGGGCAGCCAUCAUGGCGGCCGCGCUGAGGGGAAGGGCAGCGCGCGCCGCCGUUGCCAUGGGCACCGCAUCGGGCCCGCAGCGGGAACCGGGGCCGCAGCUCCGCUCCCGCCGAACGGGGGAACGGGGACAGCCCCGGGCAGCCUCCCGGUGCCAUCGGCAACGCGGCUCGGGUAGGCCAGAGGUGCGGGCAGCACUUCCCGCGGUGAGCGAACAGGACCUAGCGGGUCCUGGCAGGUCACAGCGGCGAGCCGGUAAACAAUGGAGCCAGAUGGAAAAGUGAAUGAAGAUUUCAAAAGCCAGUUCAAGGCUUAUCAGGAGCAACAGCAAAGGCGGCUGCAGAACUUGAAGGAGAUGAAGAAGGAGAAGCAGGACAGGCAGAAGGACACUGGUAGCACAAAGGAGACUAUAAGAGCCCUGAGUGAUCUAAACCUGUUUAAAAAAGGACCUCCUGUAAAUGAAGAUGCCAGCAAAAGUUUGCUUGAGGCUGAGAAUGAGCAGCUGCAGGAUCAGCUCCGAGAGGUCCGGGAUGAGAACUGCAGGCUCUACAGACUGGUGUCAGAGAAAGAUUUUGAAAUAAAGGAGCUCCAGAGAAGAGUACGGGAGGAGAGGUUGGCUCUGUCAGGGGUGUCUGGUUUAGCUGGAGACGUGGCUGCCACUAAAAUCGUUGAGUUGGCCAAAAAGAACCGCGAGGUCACUGCUGAGUUUGAGAGCGAGAGAGCCAAAGUGAAGCAGCUGAAUCACAGAGUCAAGGAGCUGGAGAGAGAACUCCAGGCAGCCACAGAAAAAAUCCAUUCCCUUGGUGGUGAUGCUGCAGGAAUCAAGGAAUCAACUCUGAAAAUGCUGGAAGGAAACUUGGCUGAAAAUCCAGAGGUGAAAGCACUGCAAGAAAAAUUGAGCACAGCCAACGUAAAAGUGACAGAAUAUCGGAACCAGCUCCAGAAUCUGAAACAGGAACUGAAGCUGACCCAAAAGAUUUUAGCCAAAGAAGUUGGGGAAGAUGUGAAUAUCCAAAAUCUCAUGGCCAAUUCUGGCAACUGGCGUGGACGAGCUCAGCAAAUUCUUCUUCUCCAAACCAAGGUUCAGGAGCUGGAGCAUAAACUGAGUCAUCAAAAAAUCAGAGCUUCACUGCUUGAGGUGGAUGAGGGAUUGCUGGCAUUUCCUGAUCCAAGGAAGUUGUCAGUCCAAGAGAAGAACUUGCUGAAGAUUCGCAGCUUGGAAAAAGAAAAGAAGGAAUCUUUGGAGAAACUCUCUGAGCAACACAGCACUCUCCAAAAAAACCAUGAGGAAUUGAAAAAGAAACUUGAUGCCUCAAAAGCCAGGAACCAAAUGCUCUGUGCAGAAGUGAGGACGCUGAAGGGACAGAUUGGAACCUUGCUGGAGAAAGGGAAACACGAUGAUGAGCUCAUAGAUGCCUUGCUGAGCCAGCAGAAGCAAAUGCAGGAGAUCUUAAAGGGCCUGAGCCAAAAGGAGGAUGUGAACAAGGGGUCUCAGGAGAUGAUGGGGCAGCACUUGGAGCCUGAGAUUCAGAAAAAAGGCACCCUGAUAGAUGAGCUCAGCAAGUUGGUGGUUGACAGAGAAAGAAAGGUUCAAAUGCUGGAGAAGGAGAUUGGGCAGCUCAUACUUCAGGACAAGUCAGGAGCUGCUCAUCCACCAUGCUCUGAGCACUCAGGAUCACCUGAGGGGUCAGGCAGCAGCAGAGCUGGAAGGACAGAAUCUGCCUGCACAGUGUCUGCGAUGGGCCACGUGCUUGUGGAGUCAGCAGCCACAGAGCCUUUCUUCCUCAUCCCACCUGGAAGGAGUGGGAACCAGGCUCUCUGUGCUUGUGCUUCCCUCAGGUCUGCUGGCACGGACAGCUCCAGCCGGGAGGCGCUGCUGGGACAGAUCAAAAGGCAAAGUGCUCUGUGCCAGGCUGCCAAAGCAGAGAGGGAAAAGCUCUUGGAGCUGGUGGCUGUGCUGGAGAAAAGGGUGGAGGAAAUCAGCAACAACAUCUUGGAAACUGAGAAGAAGCUCCAGGAAGAGGAGUGGCAGAGUGACAGCUUGGAACAGCAGCUCGAAAAGCUGCAGGUGGAUGCAGGGAGCAGCACAAGUGCACAGGAGCUUGCCCUGAGGAGCAGAAAAGCCCAGCCCAGCCUCCCCUUGCCUGAGAGUGACAGAGAGGAGCUCUCUGCAUCCCUGCCCGAGCUGCCCCGGGAAGCUCAGGAGGAGGAGCUGAGCAGGAGCUCCCAGAGCCUCAUGAAAAACCACUUGGCUCUUCACCUGUGUUGCACUUUGAAUUCAGCAGGAUUACAGAUUUCUCAGGAUUAAAAGAAAAACCAAAGAAGGUGAAAAUCUACCGUCUGCCUGAAACUCUCUGGAUACUCCAGGGGGAGCAGCAAAAAAAAAAAAGGGGAAAAAAGGGAUUUGAAGCCUUCUUUUGCUUUCUGCAUUGGGAUGGGGAGUGAGUGGGUUUUUUGCCAGGGGGGUGACACUGAUCUGCCUUUCCUCGUUUUCUCCCCACUCCACACCGAGCCCACACCUUCUGUGUCCACAGACUUCUUUUCCCUCCUGCUGAGGCUCCUCUGCCUGCCACAGGCACUGGGAGAUUGAGGAAUUGUGAGGAUUUCUGAGGAAUUGUGGCCCGUGCUUAUCUGCACCGAGCUCUUAAUUAGCCAGUUAAUUACAGCCAGGUCCCCGGGCAGGGAUGGAGCUGCAGCAGCAGGAUCAGGGCUGGGCCAUCCGAGGGGCUGCAUCCACAUUGUUGUAAAUAAAUAUUAUAAUAUUGGCCUUUUGUGGAAACCCAGGGCACUGGGAAUAUUUCUCUGUCUGCUCUGGGGUGUCCUGACCCCCAGGGAAGCUCUGAUUUUAGCCCUCAUUCAUAGAGAAAACUUCCAAAGCCUCAAGGUAAACUAGAAACCACAAAAGUGUGAAAUAGAUUGUAAAAAUCAUAGAUAGUAGUGUAGGAUAUCACAUGAGUAAAAAAAAUUUAAGUUUUAAGAUUUUUAGUAUAAGUUCAAAAUAACAAAUAUAAAGUGUUGUCUUAAGUUCCUUUCUUCUUCUUCCUCUUUCUUCAUAAGUUUAAGGAAUAUCUUGUGAUUAAGUAGAAAAAUCCACAUUACAAGUCCUUAAAAAUCAGUUUUUAAGUUUAAAAAAAUGAAUUUCAUUGUCACUUCUUAAUUAAGUAACUUAGUUUUCAAUUAAACUUUAAAAGCCUUAUAACAAAAGAUUGUUAGCCAUUUUUAUACUGUUUUUCAUACACAGAAAGUCUAAUACAGACAGUGUGCUGAAGUUUUAAUAAAAUAACAAUAAAACAAAAACCUGAAGACCAAAAAAGCCUUUUACAUCUACUUUUCCUAACAAAAAACUACUUCAAAAAAAAAUUUUCCCCUGUCAGGGGAGCCCUCAAAGAGUUACCCAACAUAAAGCCCACAAAGUCACAGAUAUUAAAAUGGGUGCUUUAUGUAUAAUAUUAAAGUAACUUUGCUAUAAAGAUGUAGUUUUUAUUUCUGUUAGGCAUAGCAGUGGAAUAACUGGUAGAAGAAUUUUAACUUGUGUUAAAAUUCCUGCUUGGCUGAGAUAACAUUCCAUGAACACAUGAAGAGGACCCCUGCUGCUGAUUUGCCAACUAUCAAACUUGCCAUGGGUACAAAGUACAGACCAAAGCCCAAACUAAAGGGGAUAACAAAAACAGACUAAAACCACAACCAAGAAAUACUCCAAAAAGGCAGACCCGAGGAGGAGCCAUGCUAAACAAUUCUUAAAACACGUAAACUAGUUUGGGGAAAAGUUUUAAUAUGCAUAAUUGCUUAUGAAUAUGUAACAGGCUGAUGCAAUAGGAAUGGGAUAUAAAGGGUGUUUCCAAAAUAGCAGGUGUGCUCCUGGCUGAAUGCCAAGCACCCAGCCAUAAAUCUUUGCUUUAUUGUCUUUUUCUCCUGCUGUCCUUUAUUAAACUUUUACAUUUUUA